UUGUUGAAUCACGGUACCAUGACCAUUAGGCAGGUGAUGCUUACAACCGGAAGUUGGAUAUUGGAAGAUCCGGAAGAAUUGUGUGGAAAAGCUACAUGCUGUCAAGACCAUUAGGCAGGCAUCAUCAGCCGUUAUUGUGCAUUGCUAUAACAUACUCACAGACAACUGUGGAGGCGUGUAGAUAUCAUCUGUAUGUUCAACAAAGGGGGGAAAUAGGCUAUCGACGGAUAAGAUGUGGAAGGCAGCAGUUGGUCAGACCGUCACAGAAGCUGUGCAGGACGGCGAGGAAGACUGGGAGACAGACCCUGACUUUGAGAACAAUGUGUCUGAGAAGGAGCAGCGGUGGGGGGCCAAGACGGUGGCAGGUUCGGGCCACCAGGAACACAUAAAUAUCCAUGAGCUCCGCCAGAACGUGUCAGCAGAGCACGGUGCGCUGAAGCAGAGAGAGCUGGAGAGCAUGCCCAUGGCCUCUCACGGGUACGGGGGCAAGUUUGGGGUGCAGGAGGACCGCAUGGACAAGUCUGCUGUGGGCCAUGAGUAUCAGAGCAAGCUGUCCAAGCACUGUUCCCAAACUGACACCUCAAAGGGAUUUGGGGGAAAGUUUGGAGUGCAGGCUGACCGGGUCGACCAGUCGGCAGUUGGAUUUGAAUACGCUGGCAAGACACAGAAACACUCCUCACAGAAAGAUUACGCGACGGGUUUCGGGGGCAGGUACGGGGUGCAGGCGGAUCGCGUGGACCAGAGCGCCGUGGGCUUCGAAUAUCAGGGCAAAACGGAAAAACACGAGUCCCAGACAGAUUACAGUAAAGGCUUCGGGGGUAAAUAUGGCGUGGAAACGGACAAGGUGGAUAAGAGUGCAGUCGGCUUCGAGUAUCAGGGGAAAACGGAAAAGCACGAGUCGCAGAAAGACUACGCGAAGGGUUUCGGAGGGAAGUUUGGCGUACAGAUGGACAGGCAGGACAAGUCGGCCGUGGGCUGGGAUCACCAGGAGAAAACGCAGCUCCACGAGUCCCAGAAAGACUACUCCAAAGGGUUUGGUGGAAAGUACGGCAUUCAGAAGGACAGAAUGGACAAGAGUGCAGGCACCUUUGAACAGGUGGAGAAGCUAAGCUCAGCAUAUCAGAAAACUAAACCUAUAGAAGCUGCUGGCCUCAGUACUGGGAGCAUGAAGGCUCGCUUUGAGAACAUGGCGAAGAAGAAUGAGGAGGAGGACCGCAGGAGAGCGGAGGAGGAGCGGACACGCCGGCAGGCCAAGGACAAGCAGGAGCAGGAGGAGGCGCGGAGGAAGCUGGAGGAGGAGCAGGCUGAAGUCAAGUGUGCCUCCUCAAAACUCAGCCACACCCUGUCUUCUGAGACCCCAAAACAGGACACGCCCACCAGCCCUGAAUACAAGGAGAGCAGUGCUGAGCUGGAGCCAUUUAACCAGAACCCCGACAAGAUCUCCUCCCAGCACCAAGGAGAUGUGGACCAGGCCAGUGAAGAGUACGGUGAGGACCUGGGCGUGACUGCUGUCGCUCUGUAUGACUAUCAGGCUGCUGGUGAUGACGAGAUCUCCUUUGACCCCGACGACAUCAUCACCAACAUAGAGAUGAUUGACGAGGGCUGGUGGAGGGGGGUGUGCCGAGGGGCCUACGGGCUCUUCCCUGCCAACUAUGUGGAGGUCAGGCAAUGAGGGCCGGCCAUGCCUUAACUGAAACUUCGCCUCCUUCCCUGCCCUGGCCUGUCCCGAGGAAGACUUCCUCUCCUCGCUCUGUUUCUGUGCUAUUCACUUCUCAAACAUCUGUAGUCCUCAGUCCUUCAUCAUAGUCUUCAUUCCACCCAUGUCUGCUUCUUCCUGGAGUUCAAAACCCUUCUGUGGAAUAUCCAAAACUGCCUCCAAGUUCCAAAUGUAGAACCAUGUUCCAAGAUCAGAGUGGAGAAAUUGUCACAAGAUUAGUUUUAUGAUGGAUUUAAGGACAGCAGAGAUAAAGAAACAAGUUCAUAUCAUUGGGCUUAGGGAUAAUAGACCCUACUUCCAUAUAAUCAUGUGUGUUUCUUCAAUAAGGAAAAGGAGAUGGAGGUUUUCAUUGGCUCCAAUUGACCAAAGUUGACUUAAUAUAAUUAUUUAUUAUAUGCAUUUUAAUUAAUUUAAUUUAAUUAACUUAAGGAUGUAUUUGGGCAUUUUAGAACUAGAACUCAACUAGAAAUCAACUAGAAGCCCAUUGUUUAGUACAAAGGUCACAUGGGUGUAAGAUGAUAAAGAAACUGACUGGUGGACAGUCUUUGAGACCAUCAUUUGAUUGGUCGAAGAAACCCGUGCUUCAGAUCAUACCGUUCUUAUUCUCACUCUAAUUAGAACUCAUGAUAGGCAUAGCCUAAUUAAGUGUUCUUUUGCAAGUGGUUGUUUUCAUGAAUUUGGUUAAAGCUAUGGACAUCCUGCUCCAAUGCCAGCGCUGUGGUAUGUACGACUUGACCAGCAGAGGCCCUGGAAGGCAAUGUGGGAAAAAUGGGGAAAAGGUCAGCCAAAAACAGUUUCUCAUACAUACAAGUUAUCUCAUGCGUUCUUGGACGGCCGCAAAAUUUUUCUCAACUUGCCUUUCAGAACUUCCGUAUAAAGUAUAGCAGUAAAAUGAGCAGUAAAACGUGAACUAAAAUCUUCUUACAGAUUAUAUGAUCAAUUCAGUCUACCAUAUUAUUAGCUGGUAUCAAAGCUGGAACAAUAUUUUUUAAGUGAUUAGAACUACAUAUAUACCAAAAAUAUAUACAAGUAUGUAUAACAACCCCCCAACAAGUAUUACUUCCUUACAUUUUAUGUUUGGGUUUUCAGGCUUAAUAGUGUCUCAACACUGGAAAGAUGGAAUUGGCCCCUCAGUGUACCUGUCUAUAGUUUGACAGGUACAAAAUUUUUAAAAAUAAUAUACAGUAUGUAAAAAUCCGCAAUUUACGAGUUGUUGAAAUACCAAAUAGUAUAUUAAGAAUAUGCUCUGGAAGAAUACUUUUCCUUGCCAAUGUUCAGUGUAGAUGUACUCUUAGCCAUAUCAUGCUACAUGUGAUGUACUUCAUUUGAGGACAUGUACCCAUUUUAAUUUUGACCAACAAUUACUACGGAGUGAAAAAAGAGACCCGUGUUUAAAGAAGGAACUAGAUAGCUGUAGGUCAAGUUAAUCUGCUGCUGUUUUAUUUUAAGAACAAUCUGUGAAAUCUCAUUUUUGCCAUGUCUGAAAUGUUAGUGUUGCAUCUGUGGAGAAUUGUUUAUUGAAUUGAUGUGGUUUUAUAAUAAAGUAACAUUUUCCCAGGGAAAAUCAAAUAUAAUUUGACGUGUUCCAUUUUUCACUGCAAUAAAAAUAGCACAUUUUCAGUUA
Messenger RNA from Anguilla rostrata (American eel), 3341 nucleotides. RefSeq names its product src substrate cortactin-like. The record is from RefSeq and is a predicted model, not a curated record. Bases 233 to 1672 code for a protein of 479 amino acids. Gene Ontology annotation, cellular component: cortical actin cytoskeleton; site of polarized growth; lamellipodium. NCBI's taxonomy places the organism in Eukaryota, Metazoa, Chordata, Actinopteri, Anguilliformes, Anguillidae. The transcript has 16 exons. Gene Ontology annotation, molecular function: actin filament binding. Gene Ontology annotation, biological process: regulation of actin filament polymerization.